This is a messenger RNA of Neospora caninum, 4641 nucleotides long. RefSeq lists its product as hypothetical. The transcript has 7 exons. The record is from RefSeq and is a predicted model, not a curated record. Bases 1 to 4641 code for a protein of 1546 amino acids. Lineage: Eukaryota; Apicomplexa; Conoidasida; Eucoccidiorida; Sarcocystidae.
AUGAGUGCAUCGGGGCAUCUUCGGCGGGCGGGGCCGCCGCCAGGAUCUGCUUCCUGCUGGAGAGCGGUGCGGCAGCCUUCCCGGAGCCUCCACAGCGACGCGCGUCGAGGGGCGACUUCUGACUCUCUCAUUUUCCGAUAUGGAAGACAGGGGACGAGACUUUCGGGCCAGUUCCUCUCACCUGUGCAAGUUCACGGCGGGAAGACGCCCCCGUCCCUUUCACUGAUCGAUCACUCGGCUGUCCGCUCGUCUAUUCGUCAGGUCUCCGUGUCUCCUUCUUGCUCGUCAUUUGCGUUGCCUUCCUCCUUCUCGCGCUCCCCUAGUUCUUCCUGUCCGUCCCUUUCGCCGGAACUUGAACAGCCGUCGUGCCGGCAGCGACUGCCUUUUCGCCCCGGCCGCUUUUCUGUUUUUCUUGACGUGGCUUCUCGCCCUCUCAGCCACGCAGCCACGCCGCACGCGUCCGUUCUGAGGCAGCCUCCUUUUCCAGCAGCGCCCGAACCCGCUUCGUCUCUCGGACCGGGAGAAACGUCUGAACUCUCUGCAUUUCGAGAGGGACCGCCUUUCUCGUUUCCCGGUAAGCGACAGCCUGCGGGAUUGCCUGACACGCAGGAUGGAGCCGCUGAAGAGCGAAAGGAGAGGGAGGUCUACGGGGCGAUUCUGGAGCGCUAUCGGGCUCUGCUGUACGCGAUUCCACACGUCGGAGCAAGUGAACAGAAAGACGCGCAUGCACACGAAGAGGAAGGCCUCGGCGACGGGACCCGUCCAGAAGCUGUUGGCCACGGACUCUGGGGAAAGAAGGCGAACCGACAAAAUGUGAUUGAGUUCCUCGUUGCCAGUGAAGAGGGCCUUCGGCUCUGUGACACCAAAGGCUUCGUCGAUAUCGCCACCCUUCCAGUCCUUCGUCUUCCCCUUCCUCCGCCUCUUUUGUCGCACUUUGUCCGCGCUCUUGUCGAAGUCGCUCUCGACUCGCCGUCUCUCCGCCCACUCCGCACGUGCGUCGAAAAACUCGUCUCUGAUGGAGAAAAUCAUGCAGAUCAGUCUGAGCCUCCCGCAGCCUGUUCUCCCUCGUCUUCGCCCUCCUUUCCAUCCGUCACGGCUUCACUCUCUCCCUCACAGAGUGAAGAGUUACGUCUCGCAUGCAGUCAGGUCGAACAGGCUUGGGGCCUGCCUCGCCUCGUCAACUUCUACAUCAUAGUCUGUACGCUGGAUCGGCGUGGUGUUCUGAGGGAUGUUCCUGGCGGUUCCAAACUCCGAAACAUGGCAACUCUAGGACUGCUGUCGACUCUGAAAAACGGCGACGGAGAGCGACUCCCUGUGUCGCCGGCACAGCUCCUCCAAGCCCUGUCUAGCACGCCUCAGGGAAAAGGAGACUGCCACACCACGGCCCUGGAAAGGGCUCUUCAGGGAGCUAUCGCUCGCCGUCUUAUAGACGAAUAUUCCGCCCCGACUGAUGAGAGUUUCGAACGACAAGAGCACCUCGUGUCCCGUCUGCAGUUCCUCUCCAGAACUUUGCGCGCCGUGCUUGCCCGCCAGGCUCUGCAUUCUUCCCUCCUGCCGGCUCUGGAACAGAGCCUGACAGGCGUGGUUCGUCAAUUAGAAACGGAGCACACUCGACUGCGCCGGCGCCUGGCCGGAGACGCCAAGGCCCAGGAAACUGCACCAUCCCUCAGCGCUCUCGUCGCAUGCCACGCAGCUCUCCUUCCGAGUCUCGCGGACUGCGUCGUUGCAUCGGAACUUCUCCAGCAAAGGCUCUCGGCCUCGACAAAGACCGAGGCGAGCGGCGUGGAUGCGAAGCAGAAGACAGAGCUGUUUUCUGGUCGGGGAGAACUGAAUGGACACUCACGCACCGUGAGACGAGGGGGGGACAGCGGGCGCGUCCGGGAAGCGCACGAGAAUCUUCGAAGAAGCUUUGUCGCUCUUCAGACGCAGGUAUUUCAGGCUGCGCGUCAAGCUGUGGAGGAAGACGCACAGCUGGGACACAACGGAUUUACGCAGCAACUUGUUCGAUACCUGAAAGAGCCGCUGCGGGCUGCCGUGUAUCUGCAGCAAAACGCUCGGAAGAUGGAAAUGAUGAAUGGAAACGCUGUAUCCCACAGGCCGCUUGAUGUCGAAUUUACCCGAGGCCAGCACGACAACCUCAGUAGAAAGCACACCGAAAGUCCACUUGUUGGUUCCAGAAUCCGCCGGACGCGAGUAGACGAAAGUGCAGCUGGGGAGGGAAACGCGUGGAAACGAACCGAAAGCCUUCUGGACGCCCUUGGAGGUCCUUUGGUGGAGUUCCUGGAGUGUCUGUACACCAGUGCAACUGUGCGGGCGGCCACGCCCGUGGGGAAAGGACACACAGGUUUCGAACGGACGUCAAUGCCGUGUAGAGCUGAAGGUACCUCAGCUUCGAGAGCAGAGCCACAGCCAAAAUGGACUCCAGCCUCCUCUUCAUUCUCAGAAACACCGGCGGAAACGGCUCAAGAGGCUGCUGCCCCAUCUCGUGUACAGACAGCGUAUCCGCAUGUUCCGCCUAACUCUCCGUUUGCUCUCUUAGCUACCACGUCGCGUCUUCCCGAAGCGCAGGCUGUCGCUUCGUCCACUCCGCAGGCAGAAGGGGGGGCCUCUCUUCAGGCGGCUCCGUCUCCCUUCACUUCGUAUCUCGGCGCAGGGGGGACAUCGCAUGCGCUCGGAAAUGGAGAGUCUGUGAGGCCGGAACUUGCUGUGGAUGGGCGGGAAGCGGCAGGUAGGCGUGGGCUUCUCGACGAGCUCCAGGACGAGGGAGGGGUGCUCCAGCUGGCGUCAGUCUUUCUUCGGCAGUCUGACGCAGAUUGCGGGAAGCUGUAUGACGUUCUGCUCCCGCUCCUACCAGAGCUUCCGAAGCCCUGUCUCCUUCAGCUUUUGAAAAUCCUUUCUCAAGUCGGUCUUCUGCCUACCUUGUCGGUCGAAUCGCCUCCACCUCCGAUUUCGGCUGCCCCUGCCGCCACGCCCGUUGUGACGGCGUCCCCCGCUUCGUUCCUCGCAGCACAGCUGGCGGCGCGGCUCGUGCGAGAACCGUCGAAAAAGGCAGAAGAGCAGACGAGCUGGUCGGAGGGAGAGAAAAGUCCCGCAAAGAGUAGGGAAAGGAGCACCAACGAGAGCAACGCUUCGCUGAACCGCGGGGAAAGCGUGGCGAACCCAGAAGUGGGCGAGGAGCUGCAGCCCGGCGUAGGUACACCAGGAGCCUGUGCACACGCCAGUGACGCGAGGGGUGACUCAGGGGGUUGCUUGUCUCAGGAAAACGGCGCGGCCAAUCCGCCGUGUCACCCUGAUGGCUCGCGUCCGAUGCCGCUCUUUGACGCGAUUGUCGCCGAGCUGGAGAGACGCCGUCGAUGCGCCGGAAACCUCUCGGGAAACAGCCGACGUCAGGGGGCGCCUCCCGAAGGUGAGGAGGACUGGAUGAGCGUCGGAGACCUUCUUCUCUUGUCGGCGUGCUACGGGACGAAAGAAAUCGCGAAGGAAGUGAGAAACCCUUCGUCGCUCGUCUUCUUCUCGGACAGUUUGCCGUCUCUGGCGGCGGCGCGACUCCAGUCUCUCGUUCAAGAAGCACGUGAAGAAAAGGACAAGACUCCUGGAGAACAAGCUGCGUUGUUGGUGGCUCGAGUGACACAAGCUGUCGAGGCGGUCCACCGGCACAGCGCCUGCAUGCCCCACGCAGCGUCGCCAGCUAAACCGUCGCUCGACCCUUGCACGGAGCGUCCUUCGCCUUCGGCAGCCGCCUCGGAUUCGAGGCCCGACGCGACGGCGUUCGCGUCUUCGCCGUUCUCGCCCUCGCGAGGCCUGGCCUCCAUGGAGAUGUCCCGUUUCUUUGAAGUCGCCGCCAAUGUGUGUUCCCCUUUGGUUGUUAACCUUCCGGCUGCGUCGCUCGGACUGCUUCUCGGCGCGCUUUCCCGAGGGACGUUCAGCCACACGCAAGAGUUGAAGACUGCAGGCGCUGGCCUUCCGGGCCGUGAAUCCUGGGCAGAGAGCACGGAGCAGACGGAGGACGCGCUACGGAUGUGGAAAGCACACGCAGAGGUCCACAACGGAGUUGCGAAGUCUCUGCUACAGCGCCACAUGGUGCCGAUGCUCACGAGUGGCCAGGCGCGUCUCUUCCUGCUCUCGUUCCUCGGCCUUCUCCAACUUCGCGACGGCCUCGUCUCUCCCGUUGGUCGAGCAGCGUCGGAGAAGCCUUUGGGAGAGGUGCCGGUGUUUGCCUCUGCCUUCCUGCAAGACGCGCAUGCAGCGGAGCUUUGGCGAGACACACAAGAGACAUUCGAGGCGAUGUUCCGGCAGAUUCUCGCCGCUCUGGGGAGCCAAGUGCGGAGCGCGUCUGCGGCGUCUGAUGAUGAUAUUGCAGAAACACUUCACCUCAUCAACGCUAUCUCUCGGCUUUCGCCCAGAGCCGCUGACCUUCUCGACACUGUUGGACUUCCUCUGGGACCUCCAGCGACUUCAGCCACGGGCCGCAGCCGCCUGCACUCGGGAGGCGGUUCCCUCGGGCCGAGUGUCUCUCUUCGGGAGCGACGAGAACGUCUGAAAGCCUUUUUUCAGUCGCCAGGACAGCUCGACGAGCGACGAGCGGCAGGCGCCUCUGUCUCCGGAGGCUUUCUCUCGCGCUGGCUCGGCCGUGGGUGGUGA